Messenger RNA from Rotaria socialis, 537 nucleotides. NCBI's taxonomy places the organism in Eukaryota, Metazoa, Rotifera, Eurotatoria, Philodinida, Philodinidae. The record is from the annotation of a GenBank genome assembly.
AUGCAAAGUAUUCACACUAUUAGAUUUAACAAUAACGUUUACCACAAUGGUAGCCAUUUCACUCUUCUACUUUACGAACACAAUGGAGUAGCUGUGGCUAUUCCAUUACCUAACUCUGAUUUGAUGUCUUUUGUUCGAGUUUUCAACAAUAUAAUAGAAUGUCGAAAUCAUAUAGAGACAAAUCUUCAAAAACUGGUUACACUAUUUGGUUAUGACGAUAACAUCAGACACUGGUUGUCUAGUGUUGAUAAUAUACCACCUAAUCUUGCAGAAAUAAAAAUUUUUUGUCCUGCUGAAGAUCGUUUAUUUGCAACUAGUUGGACAAGACGUUAUAGGAAAAGAUUUGAAAAUAUUACUUUUGAUAUAAUCAAUUUUGAGGAACUGAACUACAGAUUAUUAUUAUUUGGCAUCGAUCAUCUAAAACAACUACAUUCAGAUUUUCAACCUGAUUCACCAGAAUUGCAACAAUUGGUUUUGGAUUACAAAAGAGUUUGUCAUGCUUUAGCGAAUUAUUUUUGGUGGGAAGCUAAUAGAUAA